CCAUCGUCUGGAUCGGAGCUCUCUCUCUCUCUCUCUAUGUUCAAUAGUGACCGCCUGCAGCUAAGAAAACAAUUGCCUUGUUAAAAUAUCGCCGAUAAUUAAAUCGCCAAUCGAACCCGAACGUUUAAAAUCCAAACCUUCAUUUCCCGGAUUAGAAAGUUGAAAUUCAAAACAGCCGGAUGAUUGAUUCUUAAAAGUGUUUGGGUGAUCCAUUACGAUUUGUUGAUAUUCAAUCUUUCUCUCGCUGCUUUAAAAAAAGAAUAAGAGAGCAAUCCGUUAAUAAUCAUGGAGGAUUCACUGACGAGUAGCGCCAAUCAAUGGAAUAACACGCCGACAGCGGAUGUGUACAACCAGAGCGUCACAUCCGCUCAUCCGAUACGCUACCCGCGUGAAGCAUCCUACUUUGCGGCCGCUUGCGCCAUCCUCUUCGUUCUCAUCGGCAUUGGUGGUAAUUCGCUGACUGUGGCGGCUUUGGUCCGCAGCCGUAAAUUGCGCUCGCACGCCACGACGGCGUUCGUCCUCAGUCUGGCCGGCUCCGACUUGCUCUUCUGCGCCUUCAACCUGCCGCUGACGGCGUCGCGCUACAUCCACGAGUCGUGGAUCCUCGGCGACACGCUAUGUCGACUCUUUCCAUUCUUCUUCUACGGAAAUGUAGCCGCCUCGCUCUUCAGCAUGGUCCUCAUCACCAUCAACCGGUAUAUAUUGAUUGCUUCGCCUUCGUGGUAUGAUAAGAUCUACCGGCGGCCAUUCAUUGUGCUGAUGAUCCUCAGCUCGUGGCUGUUUAGCUUCUUGAUGAUGACGCCUCCGUUGUUGGGCGUUUGGGGAGACUUGGGCCUCAAUCCGGCCACGUUUUCGUGCACCAUUUUACCAGGAGAAGAUGGCAAAUCGCCGAAGAAGUUCUUCUUCGCCUUCGGCUUUCUCAUACCUUGUUUAACAAUCAUCGUUUCGUACACGUGCAUCUUCAUCAAAGUGAAACAGUCCAGACGUAACGUCAUGGCACACAGCCCGGAAUCGAACGGAAACAGACAGGAAGAAUCCAACGUUCCGGUCAUCAAAUCGGCGAAAAAGAGCAAGAAGAACUCGUCGGAGAAACACCAGCGACGCGAUGACCUGCGACUCACCCGCAUGAUGCUCAUCAUUUUCUGCUGCUUCCUGCUCUGCUUCCUGCCUCUCAUGGUGGUCAACGUUGCCGACGAUGAGAAAAAGACCAAAGUGCCCGUCAUUCACGUUCUGGCUUCCAUCUUGGCCUGGGCUUCCAGCGUUAUCAACCCGUUCAUCUACGCCUUCUCCAAUCGACAAUACCGUUCGGCCUAUCGGCAACUUCUCUGCGGAUCUUCCCGUUCUGCUCGGCUCACUUCGCAGACGCAGACUUCACGCUCGUCCGGCCGCACCUUCCUCACCGAUAUGCUCCACUACACGGCUCACGCCGACAAGGUGAAAGUCAUCCGAGCUUCUAACAUUCACAGCAAUGUUGCCAACAAAGAGGAAGGCGACCAACAGCAGUUACCCAGGGUUUGAAAACGGCCCUUCCCAUUUCGUGCGUGUGAAAACGAGAAGGAAGGAAGAGCGAAGAAUUAAGGACACCCAGUGUACAUACAUAUUUCGUCUGGCGUAAUUCUUUUCUAGUUUAAGAGACAAAAAAAAAAAGGAUUGAUUUUGGUAAUUGUUUUUGUUUUGUUUUGGUUGGGAUAAUUGAAACAUGUCGUUUAAUUGUCGCGUGAAAAUUGACUAUUAAGUACAUCCUACUCUUGUUCUCCUGGCUGAGAGAGAGAGAGAGAGAGAAAUGCCAACGGGAAAUUCAUUUAACAUUUUUAACACAUAAUAUUGAAAAAGAAAAAAUACAAAAUAAAAGAAGCGAAGGAAAGAAAACUUAAAAAAUGAAAAUGACGAAGGCAAGUCCGCGUGUUUCUUUUCUCCUGUAUGUGUUCCUCGUAAACUAUGUUGUAUACACAUGACAUGUAAACUCUA
Molecule: messenger RNA, 1968 nt
Organism: Daphnia carinata
Lineage: Eukaryota; Metazoa; Arthropoda; Branchiopoda; Diplostraca; Daphniidae
Product: protein trapped in endoderm-1-like
Exons: 5
Coding region: 286-1518 (410 amino acids)
Biological process (GO): G protein-coupled receptor signaling pathway
Cellular component (GO): membrane
Molecular function (GO): G protein-coupled receptor activity
Source: RefSeq, a predicted model, not a curated record